UGAAGACAUAAGAAAAAGCCUUAAAAAUGACCUAAGGGAAAUGUUAGGUAAUGAAGUACUUGAUCACAAAAGUUCAAAGAAUGCUACUAGCAGGACAGAGUAUCAAGUAAAAGCUUUAACUUCACAGAAAAAAGAAUUAGUGGAGGAAACAGAAGACGAAAACUCUGAAAGUGAUGAUGAAACAGAAGACUUAACAUUUCAAAGAAAGAAAGCUAAUGUGUUGGACAGAGCUAAAAAGUCCAAUCGUGAACAAGGUGAGAAGCUAUCACAACAUCGCAAAGCCACGGAAUGUGUGGAAGAAGUCUUAUGUAGUAAGGAUAAAGGGCAUAGAAAUCUCAGCAUGUAUACAGAAGUCACACCAGGAGGGAAUAGGAAGAAUGAAAAAGACAAAGUGGUCAAACAGUUGGAAGAGGACAAAAAUCUUCAAAAGUUAGGGGCUAAGGAGAAAGCGCUAAUGGCCUCCGAAGAAGAAAUGACCCAGGAGGGCGCUGUGCUUACCCUGGCUGCUGACUUCUCAUCUGCAACACUGGACAUUAGUAAGCAAUGGGCUCGCAUCUUUGACAUCCUGAGAGAAAAUGACUUUGAGCCCAAACUUGAGUGUAGGGUUGAACUGGCCUUUAAAUGUGAUGGUGAAAUCCAGAGAUUUUCAGACCUUCAGACCCUCAGGAAAUUUGCCAGCCAGAAUUUGUUCGUGAAGGGAUUGCUGAAAGAUUUACUGCCACAAAAUCAAAAAGGGAAAAGAGAGGGGAUUCAAGAAAAAAUGGGUAAAACAGACGCAAAGCAUGAGGCUGGAGGAACAGCAAGUGAUGGCUUGAGCUUCCUGUUUAUCAAAGAGGUGAAAGUUGCUGGGUCAAAGGUGAAGAAUGUAGGGACACAAAAGUCUUCACAAACCUCCAGGUUGGAGCAAGAGGAAGGAGAGGAAACCUCUGAGACAGAAGAGGAGGGAGAAGAGAUUUCAUGGACCGAGGAGGAGGAAGAAUCCUCACAGACAGAAGAGGAAGAGGCUUCAGAGAUAGAGGAAGAAGAAGCCACUAGAAGUAAGUAG
Messenger RNA from Dipodomys ordii (Ord's kangaroo rat), 1045 nucleotides. It is a transcript of the gene L1td1, whose product is annotated as LINE-1 type transposase domain containing 1. The transcript is spliced from 3 exons. NCBI's taxonomy places the organism in Eukaryota, Metazoa, Chordata, Mammalia, Rodentia, Heteromyidae. The record is from RefSeq and is a predicted model, not a curated record. The coding region runs from base 41 to 1045 and encodes 334 amino acids.